This is a messenger RNA of Alternaria postmessia, 1251 nucleotides long. RefSeq lists its product as uncharacterized. Bases 1 to 1251 code for a protein of 416 amino acids. Lineage: Eukaryota; Fungi; Ascomycota; Dothideomycetes; Pleosporales; Pleosporaceae. The transcript is spliced from 2 exons. The record is from RefSeq and is a predicted model, not a curated record.
AUGGCAGACCCUUUGAGUACUACGGCGUCAGUGGUAGCUCUUGUUACAGUCACGGUUCAGUCAGUCAAGUCGCUCUACGAAACCGUCUCACGCUUCAAAGGACGAGACAAGACCUUGCAGAGGCUUCAAGAUGAGCUCCAAGGAAUCAUUGGCGUUUUGGAUUCCUUGAAAGAGGUGGCUUAUGCAGAAGCAUCUAUAUCUACACUUCUCCGAGGGCCUAUCGACCGAUGCAGCGAAGUAUGCAAAGAAUUCGAGGAAUCCAUGCGAUCUUUCAGCCAAAAGGACAAGGCUGGCUUUCGGGAUUGGGCUAAGCUAGAGUUCAUGAGAGGGGACAUAAACGAGUUCAUUGACACGAUAUCUGGGUACAAAUCCACGAUUACGGUUGGUCUAGGCACCAUCACCAUACGUGCUGCCAAAGUCUCUCAGCAGGCGCUAGAUGAGUACAACGAGAUGAUACGAGACACAGUGUAUGAGCUCAAUGUUCACUUGCAGCGGGUCGACGAGAAAUUGCAGCGCUAUCCGAACUCGAACAUGUCCACCACAAAGGCUAACCUUGGCGACGAAAAAGAAGUCACUCAGACAUGUCUCCGUAUCUGCGAAGACGCAAAAGAGUUUCUCGAAUCCCUGAAUCGGAAAUCGACUGUGUUACAAGAUGGGCAAAACGCCACUGGAACCGGUGAGCAGCAGAGCUUCGAAGCACAGGUACUCACACGUCAAGCUCUUGACAAGAACCGGGACAGCUUUGCAAACAUCAUAGACCAUCUCCAAGAUCGGCUACAGUCAUUGAUCCUCAAAGAUGGUCCGAAAAGUGAUGAGGAAAGAAGGCGUCUGUUGGAAGACAUCAAUACAUCUAAGCAGUGCUUAGAGGUUUGCAAAAUUGCAAGCGAAGCCUCGCCCCAGAAAGUCUACAAAGUUGGGGAGGUUAUUGCUGACGGCGACAGCGAUCAAGUAGUGGCAAAUACUCUGGCUGAUUUGUUUGACGUCAAGAAAGCGAUUUCCAGAAACAAUGCAGCACAAUUGGUCGGCUCCAUGUCAGGGGAGGACCUCCGAUUCUUGGCUGAAAAGCGUUAUGCAAGUCGAUUUGGCGCCUUUGCUCCAGAGUCCAGUCUUACCAGCCACCCCACUCGAGUCGGGAACACGGAAGGAGAGAGCUGUUCGACUCUUCAUCAGACAAGUGCCGUAACUCAGGCUCAAUCAGGAUUUAAGCGUGAAAAGGCAUCUUCGAACGAGACGAGGAAACGGAUGGACUAA